ACCGUUGGAUUCGAUGUCUCUCUAUAUACCCAAAGCUCAAAUCGUUUCCCACUCAAACGUAUACCUUCUGUCACCACCGCCGACCUUCCGGCGAGGCAAUUCAGUCCAACCCUAAGAUUUCUUCAGCGAUCGCCGCCGCUCAACACUCUCUACUACUCCAACCCUCUUCGCAUGGCGGCAUCGAUUAACUCCGGCGAUCUGUCAAAGUUCUCCGGCGUGGCGCGGAGCUCGCUAAUCGAGCCAGACGGUGGAGAGUUGGUGGAGCUGGUGGUUCCAGCCGAGGAUCGGGCGGCGAGGCGGGGGGGGGGGGCGGGGGUGGUGAGGAUCGGGAGGGUGGAUUUGGAGUGGGUGAAUGUGCUAGCCGAGGGAUGGGCGAGUCCUCUGAGAGGGUUUAUGAGGGAGGAGGAGUACUUGCAGAGUCUGCAUUUUAAUUCGAUUAGGAUGGAAGAUGGAUCGGUGGUUAACAUGUCGCUGCCGAUUGUGCUUGCUGUUGACGAUUGUGCCGUCGAAGCUAUCGGCGUCUCUGCCGAUGUUGCUCUUGUUGGGCCCGAUGGAGAUUUUGUGGCUAUCUUGAGAAGCAUUGAAAUAUAUAAACACAAUAAAGAAGAAAGGAUUGCAAGAACAUGGGGAACAACAGCUCCUGGAUUACCUUAUGUUGAGGAGGUAAUCAGGCCUGCUGGAAAUUGGCUCAUUGGGGGAGAUCUCGAAGUGCUGGAGCCUAUCAAGUAUAACGACGGCCUCGAUCACUACCGCCUCUCUCCUCGACAACUUCGCAAUGAAUUCAAUAGCCGCCGGUCUGAUGCAGUGUUUGCUUUUCAGUUACGAAAUCCUGUGCAUAACGGCCAUGCAUUGUUAAUGAAUGACACACGAAGGCGCCUCUUAGAAAUGGGUUACAAGAAUCCGAUCCUCCUAUUGCAUCCUUUAGGAGGCUUUACAAAAGCAGAUGAUGUCCCAUUGGAUGUUCGGAUGGAGCAGCAUUGUAAGGUUCUGGAAGAUGGAGUUCUUGAUCCUAAGACUACCAUCGUAGCAAUAUUUCCAUCGCCGAUGCACUAUGCCGGUCCCACUGAAGUACAGUGGCAUGCGAAGGCUCGAAUGAACGCAGGAGCGAACUUUUAUAUUGUUGGUCGUGAUCCUGCCGGAAUGGCUCAUCCGAUGGAAAAGAGAGAUUUGUAUGAUCCAGAUCAUGGGAAAAAGGUUUUGAGUAUGGCUCCAGGAUUAGAGAAGCUCAAUGUUUUGCCUUUCAGGGUUGCAGCAUAUGACACUGCGGUAAAGAAGAUGGCAUUUUUUGAUCCUUCUAGAGCUAAAGAGUUCCUAUUCAUCUCUGGUACCAAGAUGCGGGAAUAUGCGAGGAAUGGAGAGUCUCCUCCUGAUGGAUUUAUGUGCCCAGGCGGAUGGCAAGUUUUGGUCAACUAUUAUAAAAGCUUGCAAGCAGAAGAAACCGAACAGUCUGCUGCUGCUGCUGUAUAUGUUUAAAGAACUCCGAGAGAACAUUAAAGGACCACAUUUUUUUAUGCUAAAUUCACUAAUUCAAUCCUAUACGUGUUACUAGAAGCAGCAGUUGAUGAUGUUUGCAAAAUGGUAUAAAGAUGUAAUUUCUACUGAUUUUUAUAGAUUUUA
Phalaenopsis equestris is the source of this 1617-nucleotide messenger RNA. Its product is annotated as ATP sulfurylase 2-like. The record is from RefSeq and is a predicted model, not a curated record. Gene Ontology annotation, molecular function: adenylylsulfate kinase activity; sulfate adenylyltransferase (ATP) activity. Gene Ontology annotation, biological process: sulfate assimilation. Lineage: Eukaryota; Viridiplantae; Streptophyta; Magnoliopsida; Asparagales; Orchidaceae.